CAGAACUCGCACGCCGCUUUUUGCAAGAGGGUCUGUAUAUGUUUGGCUCAAGCGGUUGCAGAUCAGCUCUGGCCGUGCAGGUCAUAUUUAUUGGUCUGCUCUUUGGUUUGAUUUGCCCACGGCGGUCAACAAUGCAACCGAAGAUUGGCGUCCGCUACAGAAUUCGCGCGGUCACGGCCAACGGUUGGUACCUCUCGGCGUUCCACAAUGAGGAAGGGGACACGCGCAACGAAUGUUCCACCUGGGCUUACGUUCACAGUGAUGCACCAGAGUACACAGACUGGCACGGGGAGUGGGUUCUCGAGCCCGGGACGGGCAAUGCCGUCAAAAUCCGCGCGGUCACGGUCAACGUGAACCCGGGAUGUCCCAAGACGGAGGGUUGGUACCUUUCGGCGUUCCACAAUGAGGAGGUGGACGAGCGCAACGAUGUUUCCACCUGGGCUUACGUUCACAGUGAUGCACCAGUGUACAACAAGUGGCAAGGGGAGUGGAUUUUCGAGCCCGUUUCGGGCGCGCAGCCCUGGACAACAAGGACAAGACAAGCGACAACGGACCAGGAGAUUUUGGAAGAACUGCUAGAAGCGCAACAGCAAAAAAGCUUCAGACAGUUGACAGACGCGAUCGAACGUGCUAAGUCUGCUGGAGUGGCAGAGAAGCAUUUGCGACCGGCGAGCAGAGCAUUGCGGGACAUUUCGCCCAAGUGGACCAACCUCAAAACCGACACCCUGUUCUUCUCCAAGACCAGUCACAGCGCCGAAAUUGCUCUCGAUCAGCUCGCCAAAGCGGCAUCGACGGCUGUGAAGAACUUUCUAACAAAUGGGUUUGAAGAGUUGUUGGGGGUUGCCAAAGAUCUGGAAGGUUCUGUAGCAACCUUUGGGUACGGAUCCGAAUGCACCAAUGACAAGAAGGCGAAUGUGCAGUUCCAUGAUGACACGGGGAAGUACCUUGUGUACUCAAUGCGCAAGCAGGAACGCACCACCUCGUCAAGAUUAUGGUUCUGUUCGACUCAAUCCGUGACAAUUUCUUUGACGGUGCAACUCCGCGCCGCCCAAGCCAAGAAUAAGGCCGCGCAUGAUGAUUGCGAGCGCCUAAUGAGCAUGGAGGCCGGCGAGCUCGUCAAUAUGUUAGAACGCGAGAGUGUCAUAGGCAAGAGCGCAAGAGCGACUAGAGCUUUCUGAGACAGGAAUGUGAACGCGGGCGCGUGGUUGCCGCCCUUGGAUGGCGGCUUUUACAAAGUAGCCAAGUGAUUGAAGGCCUUUCGGACGGCAUGCGAUGUAACCACCGCCGCCAUCCAUCCAGUUUAUAGCGUUCAACUUAGAUCCAUGCCGCCCCUUCGCGCGGCGGGUUUACUGCCUCUUUUCCAUUUCGAUUCAAGCCAGGCUACUGCCAUUGAAUUAGUGCACGUCCGUCAUGCGCGACCCUCUUGGUAGGCUACCCAAAUCAGUGUUACACCACGGACAAAGAUGCUAGGUGCUUCGGGUGGCCCCACAAGCCCGUGCGGCAACGACGCCCAGAGGAUCGGAGAGGCCUCAGGGCCGGUGCCGCCGGCCCUGAACGACGACGGCGACCACGUCCACGUCGACGACGACGACGUCGACAACGA
Molecule: messenger RNA, 1603 nt
Organism: Prorocentrum cordatum
Lineage: Eukaryota; Dinophyceae; Prorocentrales; Prorocentraceae
Source: the annotation of a GenBank genome assembly